Messenger RNA from Bacillus rossius redtenbacheri, 6280 nucleotides. RefSeq lists its product as uncharacterized. Gene Ontology annotation, cellular component: RNA N6-methyladenosine methyltransferase complex. Bases 154 to 5439 code for a protein of 1761 amino acids. NCBI's taxonomy places the organism in Eukaryota, Metazoa, Arthropoda, Insecta, Phasmatodea, Bacillidae. The transcript has 20 exons. Gene Ontology annotation, molecular function: metal ion binding. The record is from RefSeq and is a predicted model, not a curated record.
AAUGUUGUGUUUGUAUUGGUUAUGUUGAUGGUACAUCUUCAGGACGUUUUGUACUUGUUAAAGUGUUAUUUGCCAGAAAAGUCGUAUUUAUCUGAAAUGAUUGAGUAGGAACAGGAUCAGCACCCGGAAAUGACGUCUUAGCGCGUGGGCAAGAUGCCUGACAGCAAGCAGCCCAAGAGGAAGGUAACAGUCGAGACGCCCCCCGCCAGCUCCAAGAGCAAGGACUCGCAGCGUCGGCCGAGCGUGUUCGAGCGCCUGGGAACCAAGGCCGGCACCCCGACAGGCUCGAGCCAGGCCAACGGGGACAACAUCUGCCGCCAGUGGCAGCAGAACGGCAGCUGCGUGUACGGCAAGAACUGCAAGUAUGCCAGCACACACACUCUGAUCAGCCCGUCCAAGCGCCCGGCCAAGAAGGAAGGGGAUGGGAAGACAAAACAGGGCCACGGCGGCAAGGACGACGCCAACAAGCGCCUGCACUCCACGGUGGUGGUGAGGAAGACGCGCAGCCCGGAGCCCAGCUGGGAGAACUGGGACCAGACGGACCUGGAGUACGCGGACGAGAAGGCGCUGGAGAAGAGGCGCCAGCUCCUGCAGCGAGAGCUGGAGCUGCAGAUGAGGCGGGAGAAGGAGGAGCAGCGACAGAAGAAGGAGAAGAAGGCCAAGAAGGGCCUCAGCAGCUCCUCCUCGACGUCGGGCUCGACCAGCAGCACCUCGGACACUUCGACCAGCAGCGACGAGUCGAGCUCGACCAGCAGCUCGGCCUCCUCCGCCUCCCGCCGCCGCCGGGACCAGGGCCGCAAGGGCAGGCGCGGCUCCAGCUCGUCCGGCACGGACCGCGCGGGCAGGAAGAAGCCCGGCAGGAGCGGCAGGUCGUCGCUGAAGGGCGACGAGCUCUCGUCGUCCGGCAAGAAGCUGAUGCCGGGCCACCGCCCGGGGGAACGGCCCCGCUCGGCCUCCGCCAAGCGGCAGCGGGACCCCUCCCCCCCGCCCAGGAAGCAGCAGCCGUCCCUGCUGAAGCCGCCCGCGGCCGCCGGCGGGCCCAGCAAGCGCUCGCUCACGCCGCCCGGGCGCCGGCGACGCUCCCCCUCCCCCCCACUCGCCAAGGGCAAGGGCGGGUCCGGCUCCCAGGCGCGGGCCCCUCUGUCCGGGGGGAAGCCCUCGGGCGGGAAGCACACCGUGUCGCCGCCGCGCCCGGGCCGCGCGGUGUCCCUGGACCACCGGGACAAGCACGCCCGCAGCGUCUCCCCGCGCGGCGCGGCCCGGGACCGCGAGAGGGAGCGGGAGAAGGAGCGCGACAAGGAGCGCGAGCGCGACAAGGACAGUCACCGCGCGCGGAGCCGCACGCCCAAGGGCCGUGCCAAGGAGCACUCCCCGCGCCGGGAGUCCCGCCCCCUCAGCGGCAAGGACCCCAGGAAGAAGGACUCCCCGGACUCCGGCGCCUCCAAGGACAAGGCCUUCAACAGCAGCGGCGGUGGCGGCGGCCGGCAGUCUCCGGGCAAGUCACGCGUGGGCAGCGGGCAGCGGCCUAGGGACAGCAGCUCGGACCACAGGAGAGGCGCGGGCAAGAACAGCUCGCCGCCCGGCGACCGCAGGGACGCCGCGCGCACAGACUCUCGCGACAACAAGGAGCCGUGGAAGUCCAAUGACACCAGGAAGGAGCACGACCGGCCCCGGGACAAGGAGGACGACCGCAAGAGGAGCGAGCGCGAGCGCGACGCACGGCGCUCGAGGGAGCGGGGCUCGCGCGAGACCACGCUGGAGCGAGGCCGCGCGGGCAAGGACGAGGGGGGCCACGGCCGGGACGACGCGUCGCGCAAGCGGGACCCCCAGAUGCUGCCCGGGAUAGUGGCCAAGACCCCGCAGGACCGGGACUUCCUCACCAAAGGUCGUGACCAUGCAGACGCCGACCGAGACCGCGCCCACGACAGAGACAGAAGCCGAGGACGCAGUCGGGAUAACCGCAAUGCAAAGCGAUCGCGUGAUAGCAGUAGAGCGGAACGUGACGGCCGGGACCCAGCCAAAGACAAGGACAGAGACGGCACCGGGGAUAGAGUGUGCGAGCGGCGAGACAAGGAUGGCGGGAAGCCGCGCGCAGACUACGAGCGGGAAAAGGAACGUGACCGGGAGUUGCCGUCCCUGCUCACGCUCAUGACCCACAAACCUGUCGCUGUUCAGCAGCAUCGCGGCAACAGCAAGGGGCUGGGGCAUGACAAAAGUUCGGACAGAGCGAAUGACCGCGACAGGAAUUCAAAUAGAGGAAGUGGUAGAGCCUCAGACAGGUCUUCAGAUCGUGGUUUAGCUCGAGGUUCUGACAGAGGAGCGCCUGAAAGAGGUGGUCUGGGCAGGGGUGGUUUGGACAGGGGUGGCCUUGAUAGAGGCAGUUUGGACAGAGGUGGUUUGGACAGGGGUGGUUUGGACAGGGGUGGUUUGGACAGGGGUGGUUUAGACAGGGGUGGUUUAGACAGAGGUGGAUUAGAAAGAGGUGGUUUGGAAAGAGGUGGUUUAGAAAGAGGUGGUUUAGAAAGAGGUGGUUUAGAAAGAGGUGGAUUAGAAAGAGGUGGAUUAGAAAGAGGUGGUUUGGAAAGAGGUGGUUUGGAAAGAGGUGGAUUAGAAAGAAGUGGCUUGGGUAGAGGUAAUUUGGACAGAGGGGGCCUGGACAGAGUUGGUUUGGAGAGAGCUGGCCUAGAUAGAAUUGGUUUGGACAGAGGUGGCUUGGAAAGAAUUAGUUUAGAUAGAGGUGGCUUGGAUAGAGGGGGUUUGGAUAGAGGUGGCUUGGAUAGAAGGAGUUUGGAAAGAGGUGGUUUGGAAAGAGGUGGGUUAGAAAGAGGUGGUUUGGAAAGAGGUGGUUUAGAAAGAGGUGGUUUGGAUAGAGGUGGUUUGGAUAGAGGGGGUUUGGAUAGAGGUGGUUUGGAUAGAGGUGGUUUGGAUAGAGGUGGUUUGGAUAGAGGUGGUUUGGAUAGAGGUGGUUUAGACAGAGGGGGCUUGGAUAGAGGAGGUUUAGAAAGAGGACUUGAUAGAGUUGGACUUGACAGAGGUCUUGAAAGGGGUGGUUUGGACAGGGGACUUGAUCGAGGUGGUUUGGACAGGGGACUGGAUCGAGGUGGUUUAGACAGGGGACUUGAUCGAGGUGGUUUGGACAGGGGACUUGAUCGAGGUGGUUUGGACAGAGUUGGCCUGGAAAGGGGUCUUGAUCGGAGUCUAGACAGAGGAGUUGAUAGAGGUCGUAAUAGAGGUGUUCUUGAUAGAGACAUUGAUAGAGCUGGCCUUGACAGAGGACUUGAUAGUGGUGGUCUGGAGAGAGGUCUGGAUCGAGGUGGUCUUGAUAGACGACUUGACAGAGGAGGCACCGAUAGAGGUCAUGAUCGAGGACUUGAAAGGGGAGGAUUAGACAGGAGUGUUCUUGACAAGGGCAGUCUAGACAGAGGUGGGUUAGAUAGAGGUGUUGACAGAGGAUUGGAUAGGAGUUCUGAUAGAGGUACAGAGAGGGGUUUUGAGAGAGGGCCGGAUAGGAACUAUGACAGAAACUCAGACCGAGGAUUGGAUAGAUUUUUUGAAAGGAAUGAUGAAAGAGGUAGUCUUUCAGAUAGGGAUAGAGAUAGAGAAAGGGAUCGUGAUCGCAUCAGAGAACGUAGCGACAGGGAUCAUGAAAGGGACAGAGGAAGGGACAGAGACAGUGACAGAGAUUUUUCAUUGUUGGGGAGGGUCAGAGAAGGUGAUAACAGAAGACCAAUUCCACCUGAUGACAAGGGAUAUGACAGUCCUUAUGAUAGCAGAAGAGGCCGGGAGGAGAGGGGCCGGUACCCGGACAGCCUGGAGAGACGCUACGAGGAGCCGGCCCCGCGAGAUGACCCCCGGGCCGUCGAGCGGCGGCUGGCGGUCGACCCCAGGAGCUACCCCGACGACAGACGAGGGGGCCGCCGAGACGACCCGCUCCGGGGCCGGGAGGUGUGGGACGGCCGGGACCGCGAGAGGGAGCUGCUGGAGAGGGAGCCCGACCGCCGCAGGGUGUACGAUAGGGAGGAGGCCCGGCCGGCGGCCGCCUUGAAGGGCCGCGACUGGGAGGCCCGCGAGUACCCCGACUCCCGCCGCGAGUGGGACACCCGCGGGAGGAGGGGUCCCCCCGCCGACUGGGACGCGGCGCGGCGCGGGGAGUGGACGGACCAGGACGCCCUGCCCCUGCCGCUCGCCCUGCCCGCCCUGGAGGACGAGUGGGGGCUGUACGCGGGGCCCGUCGGGCCGGACCGGCGCGGGCCCUGGCUGGACGAGUGGGGCGACCGGCCGCCCCUCGGCCUGGCGGCGGGGGGCCCGCCCCCGCCGCCCCCGGGGGUGGGCCUGCCGCCCGUUGUGCCGCGCGCCCCUCGCUCCCUGCCCCACCGGGACGAGCCCCUGCUGCUGCUGGGGCGCGACGACGACGCGCUGCUCGACGAGGGGCUGAAGCUGCAUGAAGAUCUCAAAGAAAAAGAGCUUUUGGAAGUGAAGGAUGAUAAGCCGGUAGAUGAAGGGGGUCGCCUCGAGGACGCGCCGUCCAAGAAGCCGGUCGAUCCGGCGGACUCUCCCUCGGGGUUGAAGCGGUCCCGGGACGGGUCGGAAAAGGACGCGGACGGCCCGGAGGCCAAGAAGCAGUGCGUGGACGACAGCGUGCCGCUGGAGGAGCUCAGCGACAUCAGCGACGACGACGCGGAUGAGAUCCUGAACCGAGAGGACAGCGAGGCGCCACGGCACGGCCAGCCCCUGGACCCGGCCGCGCAGCCGGGCGGCACGGCCUCCAAGGACGCGGAGGGCGAGCGCGAGGAGAAGGCGCAGGCCGGAGCGGCUCCCGACGGAACCAAGGACCCCGCGGCCUCGAGGACAACGCUGGAUGACCGGCAGGAAGAAGAGACGAUAGACCAGUUAGAUUUUGAAGAGAUUUCCGAUGAAGAACUCGAAGAGGAAAGUAAGACAGCUGGCAUCGGGGACGCGCUGGGAGUGGACUGGGCCAGCCUGGUGGCGGAGUCCAGGCCGAGAGCACGGCCGGACGCGGCCCCGGGCUCCGCGCGCCGCCGCUGGGAGGGCCGUGUGGUGCUGGCGCGGCUGGGCGUGUCCUUCCAGUACGCCGGCAAGGACUUCGUGGACAAGCUCACGCGCAAGGACGAGACGGAAGACAAGGAGAACCAGCCGGAGGAGAAGGAGGCGGCGGCCGGCGACGCGGCGGCGCCCGCCCUCUCGUUCCUGCACCCCGUCGCCGCGCUGCACGGCGCGCUGAGGGAGCGGCAGGCGCGCCGCGCGGCGCUGUUCGCCUCGGCCGGGCCGUACAAGCGCGCCCUCUCCGCGCGCAGGGACCUCGCCAUCAGGCGGCAGCUGUGCAACCUGCCUGCGCGGGAAGUGAGCACGGACUCUCAGCAGAGCCCGGACACGGAUCUGUUCCGCCUCAGCCUGCAGCUGCUGGAGCAGCGAGUGUGACGAGACACUGCCGCUCCGUCACUGUUGGCCGUUGACACUGUUUAAUGUGCUUGAAUUUAUUACUUUGCAGAUUUUUCAAACAUAAUUGGUUUAGUUUUCUUAGUAAAAACUGUAAUACUUGCAUAGCAUACAGAAAAACCCUCAAGAAAAGUCUCACUUGGGAAGUUUUCCUGCAAAGUUGAGUUUAGAAAAUUUAGCAUUUACCUACGAUUAUAGUACCCUAAGUCCAUAUUACUUAAUUCCUUGAGAAACUUCUUAACAGGAUUUUACUGAAUGCAGCUUGGUCAUAAAGCUAGAAAUUUGUGUUGUUAUUAAUCUGCUACAAAAAAAUAAUAAAAAAUAUCAGAAUUGGAAGUUCUAUGCUAUUUGAAGAAAUGUUUAAAGUUGUACUCAUAUUACAGUUGAGAACAAUCCUGUAAGUGUUUAAAUGUUUUCACUCUAUUGAUGUUGAGUGUGUGUGUUUUCUCCAUAAACAUUACCUGGAGGUUAUACUACUUGCAGUAUCCUUGGUGCCAAGGUGUGUUUAGAAUCAAUAACCUGUGGUGCGGGCUGUACCGGGAUAGGUUAAGCUAACCUGCAACAAUCACAUUUAAAAAAUAUUCCUAAAACGUUUAUUUUGUUGUUUAUAUUUUUUAAUGCUGUAUCAUAUUAACUGUCAACUGAAGAAAAUAAACAUGUUUUGAAUUGUUCAUAUCAUAAAAAAAAUUUUAAACAGGGCUUUGAGUUAUAAAGACAUAUAUAUAUACCAGCUAUGGAAUCAAUCUUGUACUUGACUGAUGAUUCAUGAAGUAUUUAUGUAAAUGUUAUAAUUUGUGUAAAAUAAAAACUUUUUGACAACUUC